CCGAUUGUGUCCUGCUACAUACCUCCACCCUGCGUUGACUGCAGUCGGACUCGUUGCCUUGUCAUUCUAUUUAGAAAGCUUGCUGGAAGUAGACCUGUCGACUCCAUCUUAUUGCUCAAACUGUGGUUGCGAUAUGCCCCUCAUCACAGCUGUAGAUAUUGCACACAAAGCAUUUGACUAUGUCAUCGUUGGUGGAGGGACCGCAGGUCUCGUCCUCGCUACCCGAUUGACCGAAGACACGAACGCGAGCGUCUUAGUGCUCGAAGCUGGCCCCGCAAACGAGAAUGACCCAUUGCUCUUACGCAUGGGCUCGUAUGGCGCUCACUUCAAUCAAGAGAAAUAUGAUUGGUCGUUCCUUACUGUUCCACAGAAGCACUGUAACAACCGACAGAUCCCGUGGCCAAGAGGCAAGACCCUGGGCGGAAGCUCGGCGAUCAACUUUCUCGCUUGGGUGAAGCCGCCGAAGGAGGAAAUUAACGACUUCGAAAGACUCGGUAAUCCUGGGUGGAACUGGAAGAACUUCGAAAAGUAUUGUGCCAAAGCUGAGGGGUUCGUCAAGCCGUCUGCCGAGGAGAUAGAGAAGCAUGGGUUACAUUCAGUCGGGGAGUGGAAGAUGGGUGAGGAUGGCCCAAUCAAGCUGGCUAUCCCGUCGAGGGCGUCUGGCGCGGACUUAGACGCUAUCAAAGUCAUGAAGAGUGCGGGGAUCCCUGAAGCCCAAGCACCUCAAAAUGGCGACCCUAGGGGACUCUACAUCUACCCGAUCUCCGUCGACCCGAAGACGUUCAAACGGUCCUACGCCGCGAAUGCCUACUGGAUACCCAAUCAGCACCGUCCCAAUCUCAGCUGUAUCGUCUCUGCUACGGCGCACAAAGUCAUCUUCGAAGAAGGGAGCACACCGCUUAAAGCCACCGGGGUCGAAUUCAUCGUCAACAGUGGUGGUGAGGCCACAGUCCACGUUGCGACAGCGGGAAAAGAGGUCAUCCUUUGCGCUGGGGCGAUCAAAACCCCUCAACUUCUCGAACUCUCGGGAAUCGGUAGCCCAUCCAUUCUUUCGAGAUACGGGAUAAAGACCAAGAUCGAUAUGCCGGAGGUCGGAGAAAACGUACAAGAGCAUAACACUGCGAAUGUGACGUUCGAGCUUAAAGACGAUGUCCCAUACGAGACCUUCGAUGUUCUGAGAUACCCGAAGAGAGCAGCAGAGGAGCUUGCAUUGCACUCUCAAGGCCAGGGUCUCUUCACCUACGGCUCCCUUGGCUACACCUUUGCUCCUCUCACCUGGCUCUCUCCCCGUGCGAGAGAGAUACACGAGGCCCAGAUCUCACGUGUCAACGAGUUCACAGCGACCCCUUCUCGUUCAGGGGAAAAGAGUAGGCUGACGGAGGGCUUGAAGGCGCAGUUUGAAAUCAUGAAGGAGAGAUUGGGGCCAGAAAGGCUGGGGCCUGGGUGCGAGAUGAUGCACGCGGCCAUGUUUAGAAGUUUUCCAAAUCCACCGGAGCCAGGCAAGAAGUAUUUCUCGUAUAACUCUUGUAUGCAUCAUCAGUGGAGUCGGGGAAGUAUUCAUAUAGCGUCCACGGAUCCGUUUGCUAGUCCCGUGAUCGACCCUCAUGCAUUCGAGGAGGACAUUGACCUCCAGACGUUUAUCGAAACAGUCAAGUUCGUCCGUACUUUGCGCCACAUAUCGCCUUGGAAAGAGCUUGUCGUCCGAGAGGUCAACCCUGGCCCGGAUGUACAAACGGAUGCACAGAUUGGUGAUUACGUCAAGAGCUACAUGUCGACUACAUUCCAUACUGCGGGUACGGCGUCUAUGCUUCCUAGAGAGAAAGGUGGCGUAGUCGAUCCUCAACUGAAGGUAUACGGAACGUCGAACCUACGUGUGGUGGACAUGUCAAUUGUGCCACUGUUGUUUGCGGCUCAUGUUCAAUCGGUGUUGUACGCCAUCGCAGAACAAGCUGCUGAUAUCAUCAAGGGCGAAUUCGUGGCAUGAAAUUGCAAGCGAGGUUUACCAGUGUCUGAGUGUAUGAUGUUUGCGGACUGUGGGAUGCUCCGGUUACUGGACAUGAAUGCAUGUACGAUAGACCACAGCAAUGUUAUCUGAU
This is a messenger RNA of Stereum hirsutum FP-91666 SS1, 2096 nucleotides long. Its product is annotated as GMC oxidoreductase. Lineage: Eukaryota; Fungi; Basidiomycota; Agaricomycetes; Russulales; Stereaceae. Gene Ontology annotation, molecular function: flavin adenine dinucleotide binding; oxidoreductase activity, acting on CH-OH group of donors. Bases 134 to 1984 code for a protein of 616 amino acids. The transcript has 26 exons. The record is from RefSeq and is a predicted model, not a curated record.